UUAUACUGUUAUAUAAGUUUGCAAACAAAUAUUUAUUUAAAAUAUAUCAUUAAUAAAACCAUUUGAAUGCAUUCAUAAUGUUAUGAUUAAGUGAUAUAAACGGCAUUAUAUUUUUGUUAAUAACAAUGUAUUGGUGUUCAGUCACCACAAAGAUUGCAUUUUUGGUGACAAUUGGUCUCAUAUUGUCAUUGACUGGACUCAUGUCUUAUCUGUUUUUGCCAUAUAUUGUUGAAUAUAAUGUCAAACAACAAUUGGUUUUGUCGCCGACUUCAAUGACAUUUGAUGGAUGGCAAAGACCAUCGAUUGCUAUUUAUACAAAAUUUUAUAUUUUUAAUGUUACAAAUUCAGAUGCAUUUCUCAAUAAACAACAAAAACCAAUUUUACAAGAAUUAGGUCCCUAUACUUUCCGAGAAACUCAUGAAAAAGUAAAUAUAAGUUGGGAUCACAUGAAUGGAACCGUUUCUUACAAAACAAUCCGUCGGUGGCAUUAUGUCGCUGAAGAAACUAAUGGCAGUCUAGACGAUGAAGUGGUUCAUCUGAAUGUACCAAUGAUUAGUGCAGCCAAUAAAGUAAGCAAAUCUGUGGACCAAAGUUUUAUAUCGGAGGCAUUAAAUGUUAUAAUAGAAGAAUCUCAGAGUUUGAUAUUUAAGAGGAAUACUGUCAGACAAUUGCUGUUUGACGGAUACGAAGAGGUUCUGCUGGAAGCGGCCAAAGAUUUUUUCCCGGAGACACCGUUUACUCGGUUUGGUUGGUAUUAUAUGCGAAAUAAUACGUCGACCGAUGGAAUAUAUCGUAUAUUUACCGGAGAAAAGGGUAUUAAUAGGUUAGGACUUAUGGAUAGUUGGAAUAAUCACAAGAUUAACAAUAAAUGGUUUGGAAGUCAAUGUGAAAAAAUUGAAGGCAUUUCUGGUGGAGAUUUUCAGCCGCCAUAUAGACUGCACCCGAAACCUAAAAAUAUUGAUUUUUUUGCUGGAGAUAUGUGUCGACCCAUAACUUUAGACUUUACUGAAGAAGUUGAUUAUAAUAACAUUAAAUGCGACCGAUAUAUGGCUACAUCGGCUUUGUUUAAUUAUAACUUACCUGAAAAUCAAUGUUAUUGUCAUACAUCCAGUUGUCCAGCAAAUGGUGUUUUAAAUGUAUCAGUUUGUACACAAGGAUCUCCUACUGCCAUAUCAUAUCCACAUUUUUUAUACGCCGAUAAUAUUUAUUUACAAUCAAUCGAUGGAUUGUCACCUAAUUUAUCGUCACACGGGUUUAAUAUGGAUUAUGAAAAUACAUUGGGAAUACCACUCAAUAUAGCGAUUAGACUACAAAUAAAUACAGUGAUUGAACGUAACGAUCAAAUGGAUUUCGCUAAAAACUUUUCAAAUAAUCCCUUAUAUUUUCCACAAUUUUGGUUCAGUACUACCGCUCAAGUCAAUGAUGAAAUGGUUGAACAAUUAAACUUUUUGGUCAAUUUAGUACCUCAUUAUAUAAACAUAAUCUCAAUUUUAUUAUUAAUAACCGGCUUUUUAACUCUUACUAUAUCUGCUGUGUUUACAUACAGAAGCAAAAGAAAUCUUCAUAUAAGUCAAAGACAGAAAUACAAAGCCGUUGAAAUGAUAUCGACUUCGAGUAAAUAAAUAUUGAAAUUAUUAUGAAAAUAGUCUCUCACCUGACAAGUGUACAUAUCUAUGACAUAAUUAUAUAUUAUUAAUUAUAUUACUAAAACAAUAUUUAUAUUUAAAUAGCUAUA
Molecule: messenger RNA, 1735 nt
Organism: Oppia nitens
Lineage: Eukaryota; Metazoa; Arthropoda; Arachnida; Sarcoptiformes; Oppiidae
Product: protein croquemort-like
Exons: 8
Coding region: 126-1622 (498 amino acids)
Cellular component (GO): membrane; cytoplasm
Molecular function (GO): scavenger receptor activity
Source: RefSeq, a predicted model, not a curated record